Messenger RNA from Nymphaea colorata (pocket water lily), 1675 nucleotides. RefSeq lists its product as uncharacterized. Gene Ontology annotation, biological process: protein phosphorylation. Gene Ontology annotation, molecular function: protein serine/threonine kinase activity; ATP binding. The record is from RefSeq and is a predicted model, not a curated record. Gene Ontology annotation, cellular component: cytoplasm. Bases 441 to 1454 code for a protein of 337 amino acids. The transcript has 6 exons. NCBI's taxonomy places the organism in Eukaryota, Viridiplantae, Streptophyta, Magnoliopsida, Nymphaeales, Nymphaeaceae.
UUCAAUGUGCCUGUGAAGGCCAUUCGGUUCGGCCUGCGAUACUCAAUCUGUCUGCGUAAGACGAUUCACCUUCGAUAUUGGUGAUAUUGGUCGAACGCGGACACGGUUGUGGAUUAGUUUUUGGUCUGCAUCUGCGAGGAGCAAGCGUAAGCCUGGUUCGUGUCCGAAUCACAAAGCGCCAAAACACCUUCCACGCACGUGAUUCUUUUGUGUAGGGAAGGGUGCAGAUUCACCAUCGGACGUCGGCCAUGUUGGCACCGUUGAAAAAUCAAUGCAAGGGAAGCAGGAAAAAUAAGCGAUCUUGACAUCACCAGAGUGUGGAGCAUACCACUCAGAUUUUGGGUGUUCGUUCACAGAGAUUUGGUGGUCCUGGCUGAUCGGGAAGCUAGAUCUUGAACGAUUCUCAAAUGAUUUAGGCUCUGGGCACACACCAGGGGAAAAUGGGUUGCACCUUUUCUGGGUUGAACGCAAUCUACGAUGCUGUUAAUGGAGGUGGGGACGUUUGGAUCAAUGAGAACAGGUUCAGAAUAAUCAGGCAGCUCGGAGAAGGUGGGUUUGCCUUUGUAUAUCUGGUGAAGGAGGUCACUCCAGAAGGAUCGGGGAGCAAAUUCAAAGACCCAUCUCAUGUUUCUGACAAUGGCAUGUAUGCAAUGAAGAAGGUUUUGAUCCAGUCAGGGGAACAACUAGAGUUGGUGAGGCAAGAAAUAAGUGUUUCAUCCCUUUUUAGUCAUCCCAACCUGCUUCCUCUACUUGACCAUGCUACUAUCGCAGUGAAGGGCCCUCAAGAAGAUUCAUGCCAUGAGGCAUAUUUACUGUUCCCAGUUCAUUUAGAUGGGACCCUGCUUGACAAUGUCAAAAGCAUGAAAGCAAAGAAGGAGUACUUCCCUACUGUUACAGUUCUUCAAAUUUUCCAACAGCUUUGUGCAGGACUGAAGUACAUGCACAGUCUUGAUCCUCCAUAUGCCCAUAAUGAUGUUAAGCCAGGGAAUGUCCUUCUAACACAUAGGAAAGGGGAGAUACCGCUUGCAGUUCUGAUGGACUUUGGGAGUGCUGCACCUGCAAGGAGGGAAAUACGUUCUCGUUCACAGUCAUUGCAGUUGCAGGAAUGGGCAGCUGAACAUUGUUCCGCACCAUAUAGAGCACCUGAACUGUGGGACUGUCCAAGCCAUGCUGAUAUUGACGAAAGAACUGAUGUUUGGUCGUUGGGAUGCACUCUCUAUGCAAUAAUGUAUGGUGAAUCCCCUUUUGAGUAUGCCCUAGGCGAAUCUGGAGGGAGCCUUCAGCUGGCUGUGAUGAAUGGACAAAUAAGAUGGCCUUCAGGGCCUAAUCCUCCUUAUCCUGAACAGUUGCAUCAGUUUGUGGUAUGGAUGCUUCAGCCUCAAGUGGCAGUUCGCCCAUGGGUCGAUGAUAUUAUUAUCCAUGUUGAUAAGUUGAUAUCAAAGUUCUCAAGUUGAUAAGAGAGCACUUUAGCGGAAUGCACUUUGAACAAGAACAGUGAUGUUGCAUCACGCUUUGGUUCCAGGAUUCCAUUAUUUUAACAAAAAUGAGUUAUAAGUUAGUCUGGUUCUCAUCAGAUCGGGUUUUGUUAUGGUUUUGAGAAAUGGAGUACAUGUGCCUAAAGAAAAGCUCUCUCUCUCUCUCUCUCUCUUUUAACGUGAUGCCAUGUCUUCUUCUA